Cricetulus griseus (Chinese hamster) is the source of this 405-nucleotide messenger RNA. NCBI's taxonomy places the organism in Eukaryota, Metazoa, Chordata, Mammalia, Rodentia, Cricetidae. The record is from RefSeq and is a predicted model, not a curated record.
AUGACUGAAGAACCCAUAAAAGACAACCUGGGAUCCCCAAAGUCUCCCACGCCCGUGAUAAUGGAGAAAAGCCCUAAGAGUGAAGUUGUGAUCACCACUGUCCCCUUGGUCAGUGAGGUUCAGCUGAUGGCCGCCACAGGGGGCGCCGAACUCUCCUGCUACCGCUGCAUCAUCCCCUUUGCUGUGGUGGUCUUCAUCGCCGGGAUCGUGGUCACUGCUGUGGCUUACAGCUUCAAUUCUCAUGGUUCCAUCAUCUCCAUCUUCGGCCUGGUCCUUCUGUCCUCUGGACUUUUUUUAUUAGCCUCCAGCGCCUUGUGCUGGAAGGUGAGGCAAAGGAAUAAGAAAGUUAAGAGACGGGAGAGUCAGACAGCUCUGGUGGUAAAUCAGAGAAGCUUGUUUGCAUAA